AUGGAGCCGGCGCUGAGGGCCGCGGUCGAGGCCGUCCACGCCAGCCCCCUGCGCGCGGUCCUGCACGUCACCGGCGGCGGCGCGCAGAGCGUGGGCUGGAUCGCGGCGGUCCCCGGCGCGUCUCGCACGCUCAUCGACGCCAGAGUCCCGUACGCGCGCGAGUCCAUGGCGGACGCGCUGGCCUCCGGCCCGCCCGCGCAGUUCGUCAGCGCGUCGACCGCCAGGGACAUGGCGGUCGCCGCGUACCGCCGCGGCGCCCGGCUGUGCGGCGGCGACCGCCACCUGGUGGGGCUGGGGUGCACCUGCGCGCUGACGUCGCACCCGCCCAAGCGCGGCGAGCACCGAUGCCACGUCGCCACCUUCGGCGCGCGCGGGUUCGCCGAGUACGUCCUGACGAUGGAGAAGGGCAGGCGCGAUCGGUGGGAGGAGGACGGGCUCGCGUCAGCCCUCGUGGUGCAGGCCCUGGCGGACGCGGCCGCGGAGGCGGAGGCGGACGGAGACGCCGACGCGAGAUCUCACGACGGGUCGCAUCAUCAACAAAAUCAACCCUGUGGUUCGCUCGUCUGCACAGCUGUCGGCGUCGCGCCCCGGCCGGACAGCUGUGUCGUUCUACCCGGAUCGUUCAACCCGCUGCACGACGGGCACCGAUCGAUGCUCGAACGCGCGAUCGCGAUGCGCCCGCGCGGCUCCGUCCCGGUGUACGAGCUCGCGGUGACGAACGCGGACAAGGGGACGCUGCCGACGGCGGAGGUGAGGCGGCGCGUCGAGCAGUUCGCGGGGGAAGGAUCAUCCUCCCAUGCUCGGCUGUGGUUGACGCGCGCGCCGCUGUACAGCCAGAAGGCGGCGCUCAUGCCCGGCGCCACCUUCGUCCUGGGGCACGACACCGCCGUGCGGCUGUUGAACCCGAGGUACUACGGCGGCGAGGGGGAGAUGCGAGCGGCGCUGCGGACGAUGCGCGCGACGGGAUGCACGUUCAUCGUCGCCGGCCGGGUGGAGCAGGACGCGGGGAACGCGGGGGACGGGGCGUCAGGGAGGUUCCUGACGCUGAGGGACGUCGACGUCCCGAGCGAGUUUGUCGGCAUGUUCGAGGAUCUCGGUGAUUGGAGGAUGGACGUGUCGUCGACGGCGCUGAGAGCCGCGAAGGAUGCGGGG
Molecule: messenger RNA, 1152 nt
Organism: Micromonas commoda
Lineage: Eukaryota; Viridiplantae; Chlorophyta; Mamiellophyceae; Mamiellales; Mamiellaceae
Exons: 3
Cellular component (GO): cytoplasm; nucleus
Molecular function (GO): ATP hydrolysis activity; nicotinamide-nucleotide adenylyltransferase activity
Source: RefSeq, a predicted model, not a curated record